This is a messenger RNA of Hemicordylus capensis (graceful crag lizard), 2533 nucleotides long. It is a transcript of the gene CCDC81, whose product is annotated as coiled-coil domain containing 81. NCBI's taxonomy places the organism in Eukaryota, Metazoa, Chordata, Lepidosauria, Squamata, Cordylidae. Gene Ontology annotation, cellular component: centrosome. The record is from RefSeq and is a predicted model, not a curated record. The coding region runs from base 298 to 2268 and encodes 656 amino acids. The transcript has 15 exons.
CGCCCUUCCUAACCCUGUGAAUGCCCUACGCUGCUACAAGAGCUGCGUCCCUGCCUUUUCUCCCUCUAUUGAGGAGGACGCCGUUUUUGCAUUGAUGAGGCAGAGCAGAGAGAAGGGAAUGGGGGAGAGUUUCUUAAGGCUGUGCUUUAAAGCCAAGUGAGCAAGAAGGGAAAGGGUGCAGGGAGGCAUGUAACAAACAGCUACCCUCCUUAGGAGAAGCCUCCAAAGAGCAGCUCAGUCUACCUGGCUUUUGACUUGUUUCUUGCCCGAGGUCAAGGCAGAGGUGAGGAUGUGAAAAUGCUGGACACCAUCCAUGCCGCAAUCUUAGAGGGUGGAAAGCAUUUGUUUCUCACACUUCCCAAGCUCACUUCGGAAGAGGUUCUUAGUAUUUGGGGCACUGUUUCUGAAUUUGUUGAAAAGCAACUCUCCAUGAAUAAGGGUGUCUUAAUACCAGGGCUGGGGACAUUCUCCUUCUUAAGACAGAAGCUUGAAAUCGGCAACAACAAGUACAUCCUCAUACAAAGGCCUGUAUUCCUUCUGUCUGAAAAACUUGCACAGAUUCAUGGACUGAAGUCUAACAAAGUACACACUCCUGGUGAUAUCCCAAUUGUUCAGCUGAAUUUCAUUGUAUUAUCCCUGGAGGGCCCCUUUAACAGAGAGACCGUGGAAGGAUGCAUCCGAGAGACCCUCUUAUCCUUCUCGCGGUCCAUCGCCACCAAGCAGACCGUCGAGUUCACUUUCAAAGGGAUCGGCGUUCUUGUUAUCCGAGACAACAAAGUGAAAAUGAAGUUCUUUAAAGAUUUCCUCCAGGCCAUGGAUGGGAGCGGGCAUCUGCUGAAAGCUCUUUCCAAUAGGCCAGGAACAGGAGAUUCUGUGUUGUCGGGCAGAGACAGCACUCCUCCACAAGUCCGCUCCUGCAAUGUGGUCAUGUUUCCAAGGAUUGAGCUGAAGGAAACGGAAACGAUUGCUGAGGAAAAUGAAAAGCCCAGCAAAGAAACGGAGCAGGCAGAAAAGGAAAAUGGCAGAAAAGAAACUCCUCCGAGUAGGCGCCUUCUCUCUCGCCAGGCUAUUUCUCCAGCCAAAGUCACAGGGGUCAGUUUAACCGAAGAACCCGAGAAGAAUGUAAAACCAAAACCGUCUCCUGUAAGGCAAAUGACACCUCCUGUGGAUUCCUCGAAGGCAGAACAGGAAGAGGCCCUCGCUCAAAUGCCUGUCCCCAGAGCCAGGUCUCCAACCUCACUUUGUCAAGAUCAUGGUAGGGCAGGACAGGAAAUGUGUUACGUGUGCAUGCAACGGGCACAGCGGAACAUCCCCAGUUACGUCACCGAGGAGAGGAGGAGGAAAGAGAAGGAAGAGGACAGGAUACUGGCCAAGUAUCUAGUCUUAAAAGAUCAAGAUGCUGUUCAGAAGCAGCAGGUGCGGGCCCUGGCCAACAGAGAACUGAACCAAAAAAUUGCAGCUUUUAAUUUGGGGGUUGCCGAAGCCAUAAGACACCACAAGAUGGAAAAGCCUGUGGAAGCCUACAAAUCCUACAUUUUCACGAAGCGGCCAGCUAGUUCCACCCCUCAUCAGAAGCAAGAGGAAUACGCUGAACACUUGUCAAAGCAGCUGGACGAGAAGCUCGCAAAAGAGACCAAGCAGAAGCAGGACGAGGAUAUUCUGGCUCGCUUGGAGCACGUACAGCUGGCAGAAGAGUUAGCUGCCCAAAGGACAAAAUUUCUGAAGGACAAGGUGGAAGAAAUGCAACGUUAUAAGAGAGCAUUGGAUACACAGAUAAAGUUGAGGCCAGCUCCAAUGCCCCCGUGCGAACCUGAUUCAGCCGGGGUCAUCUUUGGGAAAGACGACAUGAGCCAGGAAAAAAUGGAGGAAAGAAGGAAGCGAGCCCGGGAGUAUUCUGAACAUCAGCUGCAAGCAGCCGCAGACCGAAAGCGGGCAGCAAUCCUCAACCAGCUGGUGGAUCAGAGGAAGGCAGCGGACAUGCUUCAGAGGGCAAGGGAACAGUGGAUUGCGGAAAAAGGAGUGCGGUUUGAGAAGCUCUUCCAGAUGAAUUUAGCUGUGCAGGAGGACUGGAAGAAGAGCAUAGAGAUGAAAAAGCUCCGGGAUUAUGAAGAAAAGCUCUUCAGUCGUGUUGGGGACAAACUCCUGUUACUCGACCAGUGUGCAAAUUAUCGCCGUUGCUACCAGUGCAAGAGGGGUCUGAACAGCUGUGGGGAACCCAGUGUAUGGAUUGAUACUAAAUAUAUUCCCGGAUCUCGGCUAAUGGUUUAAAGCAACAUUACCUCCCAGUUUCUUCCCUUGCCUCCUUUCAUUUUGCAAAGACUUAAAAAAAUUAUUCUAAUGAAUCUUAAUUAAUUAUUUUAAUCUGAUCAUAGUGAUGUGCUUACGAUUCUGUUCUUGCAGAUCUGUGCAAUAUAAUCUAGCAUUUUCUGCUGCUUUCUGGCUUAAGACUUUUUCUCUGCUAUGUUCAGUAGAUUUUUAUGAAUAAUUAUGUUGAAUUAAGAAAUAAAAAAUAAAGAAGUAUUCUGUUAACAAC